GAUUUCCAUAUGAGUGCCUGCAAGAGUUUGGCUCCAGAAGGCAGGACUCCUAUUAAUAGACUUCCAGCAGCCUUGCGGGGCAGGUCUAGUUUCGAAAUCUAGCUGACUUGACUGUGCACAGCCAUUUCACCCCUGCUGGAUGGGGGAUGCUGGUUCUCUUCUUGGGCUUUACUUUCCGGAGCUAAAGUUUUUCCUUGGUUGAUCGUUUUCACAGAUAUCUGUGGGCACACCGUGCUGGAGGCAUGGCUGAAGAUACAGAAGCAAAGCACGGUGGCAACAAUGGAAAGAAAGCAGGCCUGUCCGGUAGCUCAGUCUUUACCUGGUUUAUGGUGAUCGCCCUCCUGGGAGUAUGGACAUCAGUAGCUGUGGUGUGGUUCGACCUGGUGGACUAUGAAGAUGUGCUAGCCAAGGCAAUGGAUUUCCAUUAUAACUUGUCAGAGGUUCUUCAAGGAAAACUUGACGCUUACGAUACUGACGGGGAUGGAGAUUUCGACAUUGAUGACGCCAAGGUUUUACUGGGAUUUUCAUCGUCGCCAGUGGAGGAGAAAGCUGCCAAGGCCCCAGAUGUAUCAAGAGGAACACUGAAGACUAAAUCCAAAGACGAAGUUAAAGAGGGUAUAAGAGAGCAGCUGAAAAGGGUAAAGGAAAAAUAUCUCACCUCGGUAAAAGAAGCCAGAAUAGGAGAAAAAGAAAAAUCAUCCAAAGUGUCAAAGGACAGGGAUCAAAAGCGCAAAGAAACGGAGAAACCCAAAAAGGAUUCUGGCAAAGAGAAUAAAGACCAAGAAAAGGCUGAACCAAGGAGGAAAAAGGAUGACAAGCCCAAAGAGAUCACAAAGAGGACAACAAGCGGAAGAAUAUCCAACGAUGACCGGGAUAAAAAGACUGAUAAAAAGGCAGACAAGAAACAAGACAUUGGUCUUUCUGAGAACUAAUGCUUUACAAACUAAUGCAAAGUCUAACUAUCU
Molecule: messenger RNA, 965 nt
Organism: Nanorana parkeri
Lineage: Eukaryota; Metazoa; Chordata; Amphibia; Anura; Dicroglossidae
Product: aspartyl/asparaginyl beta-hydroxylase-like
Exons: 7
Coding region: 243-932 (229 amino acids)
Biological process (GO): peptidyl-aspartic acid hydroxylation
Cellular component (GO): endoplasmic reticulum; membrane
Molecular function (GO): peptidyl-aspartic acid 3-dioxygenase activity
Source: RefSeq, a predicted model, not a curated record